Cynocephalus volans (Philippine flying lemur) is the source of this 10261-nucleotide messenger RNA. RefSeq names its product clock circadian regulator (gene CLOCK). The record is from RefSeq and is a predicted model, not a curated record. Bases 457 to 2997 code for a protein of 846 amino acids. Lineage: Eukaryota; Metazoa; Chordata; Mammalia; Dermoptera; Cynocephalidae. Gene Ontology annotation, molecular function: protein dimerization activity; E-box binding; DNA-binding transcription factor activity, RNA polymerase II-specific. Gene Ontology annotation, cellular component: CLOCK-BMAL transcription complex; nucleus; cytoplasm. The transcript is spliced from 24 exons. Gene Ontology annotation, biological process: circadian regulation of gene expression; regulation of transcription by RNA polymerase II.
ACGCGGAGCCUCUGCAGGCCUUCGGCGCCCGCGGGGUUACGGAAGACGCAUGCGCCGGGAAGGAGCGCAAUCACAGAGUCGGCUUGCGGCUACCAGUUCAAAAAAGGAAACCCCAAAGAGCGAGAGCGCGAAGGAAAUCUGGCAGCCGCCGCGUGCGCGCUCCCGUGAAAGAAAAACAUAAGAAGUAAAGAAACUUUUACAGUCAUUGUUGAUUUGACUCUUACGCUGAUCCCCGAAAUCAAAAGAAUUCUGAGACCGAUGAUUGGUUAUAUAGAAGAAUACCCUGAACCUAUAGUGUUCUGAAGAAUCAGUUCAAAAGAUCCAAAAAGUACAAAAGAUCCUAAAUCCUAAGCCAGCUGUGGGAAAGCUGAGAAACAAACUUCAUGGCAUUAUAGAACGUCUAAAAUUUUCAGGAGAAGUACAAAUGUCUACCACAAGACGAAAACGUAAUAUGUUAUGUUGUUUACCGUAAGCUGUAGUAAAAUGAGCUCAAUUGUUGACAGAGAUGAUAGUAGUAUUUUUGAUGGGUUGGUGGAAGAAGAUGACAAGGACAAAGCAAAAAGAGUAUCUAGAAACAAAUCUGAAAAGAAACGAAGAGAUCAAUUUAAUAUUCUCAUUAAAGAACUGGGAUCCAUGCUUCCUGGUAAUGCUAGAAAGAUGGACAAAUCUACUGUUCUGCAGAAGAGUAUUGAUUUCUUACGAAAACAUAAAGAAAUCACUGCACAGUCAGAUGCUAGUGAAAUUCGACAGGACUGGAAACCUACAUUCCUUAGCAAUGAAGAGUUUACCCAAUUAAUGUUAGAGGCUCUUGAUGGUUUUUUUUUAGCAAUCAUGACAGAUGGAAGCAUAAUAUAUGUGUCUGAGAGUAUAACUUCAUUACUUGAACAUUUACCAUCUGAUCUUGUGGAUCAAAGUAUAUUUAAUUUUAUCCCAGAGGGGGAACAUUCAGAGGUUUAUAAAAUACUCUCUACUCAUCUACUGGAAAGUGAUUCAUUAACCCCUGAAUAUUUAAAAUCAAAAAAUCAAUUAGAAUUCUGUUGUCAUAUGCUUCGAGGAACAAUAGACCCAAAGGAGCCAUCUACCUAUGAAUACGUAAAAUUUAUAGGAAAUUUUAAAUCUUUAAACAGUGUAUCCACUCCAGCACACAAUGGUUUUGAAGGAACUAUACAACGCACACAUAGGCCUUCUUAUGAAGAUAGAGUUUGUUUUGUAGCUACUGUCAGGUUAGCUACACCUCAGUUCAUCAAGGAAAUGUGUACUGUUGAAGAACCCAAUGAAGAAUUUACAUCUAGACAUAGUUUAGAAUGGAAGUUUCUAUUUCUAGAUCACAGGGCACCACCCAUAAUAGGAUAUUUGCCAUUUGAAGUUCUGGGAACAUCAGGCUAUGAUUACUAUCAUGUGGAUGACCUAGAAAAUUUGGCAAAAUGUCAUGAGCACUUAAUGCAGUAUGGGAAAGGCAAGUCAUGUUAUUAUAGGUUCCUGACCAAAGGGCAGCAGUGGAUUUGGCUUCAAACUCAUUAUUAUAUCACUUAUCAUCAGUGGAAUUCAAGACCAGAGUUUAUUGUUUGUACUCACACUGUAGUAAGUUAUGCAGAAGUUAGGGCUGAAAGGCGACGAGAACUUGGCAUUGAAGAGUCUCUUCCUGAGACAGCUGCUGACAAAAGCCAAGAUUCUGGGUCUGAUAAUCGCAUAAACACAGUCAGUCUCAAGGAAGCAUUAGAAAGGUUUGAUCAUAGCCCAACUCCUUCUGCUUCGUCCCGGAGUUCAAGAAAAUCAUCUCACACAGCAGUCUCAGAUCCUUCCUCAACACCAACAAAGAUUCCAGUGGAUACUAGCACUCCUCCCAGACAGCAUUUACCAGCUCAUGAAAAGAUGGCACAAAGGAGGUCAUCAUUUAGUAGUCAGUCCAUAAAUUCCCAGUCUGUUGGUUCAUCAUUAACACAGCCAGUGAUGUCUCAAACUACAAAUUUACCAAUUCCACAAGGCAUGUCCCAGUUUCAGUUUUCAGCUCAAUUAGGAGCUAUGCAACAUCUGAAAGACCAAUUGGAGCAGCGGACAAGGAUGAUAGAGGCAAAUAUUCAUCGGCAACAAGAAGAACUAAGAAAAAUUCAAGAACAACUUCAAAUGGUCCAUGGUCAAGGGCUGCAGAUGUUUUUGCAGCAGUCAAAUCCUGGAUUGAAUUUUGGAUCUGUUCAACUUUCUUCUGGAAAUUCGUCUAACGUCCAGCAACUUACGUCUAUAAAUAUGCAAGGCCAGCUUGUUCCUGCUAACCAGAUUCAAAGUGGAAUGAAUACUGGACAUAUUGGCACAACUCAGCACAUGAUACAACAGCAGACUUUACAAAGUGCAUCAACUCAGAGUCAACAAAAUGUACUGAGUGGGCACAAUCAGCAAACAUCUCUUCCCAGUCAGACACAGAGUACUCUUACAGCCCCACUGUAUAACACCAUGGUGAUUUCUCAGUCUGCAGCCGGAAGUAUGGUCCAGAUUCCAUCUAGUAUGCCACAAAACAGUACCCAGAGUGCUGCAGUCACUACAUUCACUCAGGACCGACAGAUAAGAUUUUCUCAAGGUCAGCAACUUGUGACCAAAUUAGUGACUGCUCCUGUUGCAUGUGGGGCCGUCAUGGUACCUAGUACUAUGCUUAUGGGUCAGGUGGUGACUGCCUAUCCUACUUUUGCCACACAACAGCAACAGUCACAGACAUUGUCAGUAACACAGCAGCAGCAGCAACAGAGUUCCCAGGAACAGCAGCUUACUUCAGUUCAGCAACCUUCUCAGGCUCAGCUGACCCAACCACCACAGCAAUUUUUACAGACUCCUAGGUUGCUCCAUGGGAAUCCUUCAGCUCAGCUCAUCCUCUCUGCUGCAUUUCCGUUACAACAGAGCACUUUCCCUCAGUCACAUCACCAGCAACACCAGUCUCAGCAACAGCAGCAACUUAGUCGGCAUAGGACUGACAGUCUGACCGAUCCUUCCAAGGUUCAACCACAGUAGCAUACGUGCUUCCUCUCUGACGUAAGGGGAAGAAGGGGAUGGCCCAUAAAGAGUUGCUCAGAUAACCUGAGGAUAGGAAGAAAAGUUCCAGCAGUUUCAUGAGAUGCAGUAUUGAGUAUUCUAGUUCCUGGAUUAGUUUACAGGAAAAAUGCUGCCUAGUGCUACAGAUAUAAUUAUACCAGCUGGCAGGAGAUGAUCAUAGGGACAUAACCAAUUCUGACAGUGUUUCAGUUGCCCAGAUAUUUUUUGACAGAAAGAGUAUAUUUUGCCAAAUGUUAAGAAGCUCAGCUGUGAAACGACCUCCAGUGAAUCAGAAAGGCACUAACAAUGUUAGUAACUUUUAGUGGUACUGUGCUUGUUAUCAAGUAUUAUAGAGGACACACCACUGCCAUGUCAGGGGUUUACUUACAAUGAUGCCAUGAAGACAGUCCAGUAGAUUUGGUAGCCCCCCCAGCCCAUUAUCCUUUCAGAUAAUGAUGGAACAGUAAUUACUUUCAGAAUGUGUGGGUUCAAAUUCUCUAUGUACAGAUGCUGUAAAAAUAUGUAUAUGUAUGGAUAAAAGGAGAGAAAGCAAAACAUUUUGUAUGCUGCAUGAAAGCAUUAUCUCUUCCUUAUAGGUAUGAGUCUAUUUCUUUAGAUUCUGACAUCAUGUGCAAACUAAUACAUUGUUUUUCCUUUUGUUUACAACACGAUAGUGUUCUGUUCACUUUUCCAGGGCACAGGUCCUUUUGUUCAUACUUUGGCUGUGAUGUCACAGUUUGUUCGGUGAGGUAUAAUGUGCUGCUGGGAAUGGAUUUUUUUUUUCAGGUUAGAUUAUUGAUACAACAGGAUUUUCAAGUUAUUCAGAAAUAUCCCUCAUUUCAUUAGUUUUCAGUUAUGUUUGAAAAUAGUAUUUGCACUGCUUUAAAUUAGAUGGUUGGGAGUUCUGAUCACAUAUUUUGAUAUAGUUCAUAGUUGGAAAUAUUUGUAUAAAUGGUUUUCAAUAAGCCUGAAAGUACUUUCAAGAAUGUUUCAGUUAUAGAAGUAAAAUUUGCACACAAAACAUUUUAGGCACUUUUUAACAUUCUCAAUGGUGGGAAUUUUAACUUUUAGGAUUUGUUGGAAUCUUUUUAUUAUCCUUCACAAUUUCAAUGCUUCUUUUAGUCAGAGAUGAUUCAGGGUUAUUUGAGGGAAAAAAAACCCAUAGUGCCUUGAUUUAAAUUCAGGUGAUAACUCACCAUCUUGAACUCAUUGUCUGCUUUCAGUAGCAGUUUUGAAACCUUAGUACAUAAUUAACAGCAUGUGGGUGUCAGUGUCAUUAUUCUCUUAAGUUCCUAUGAAGACUGCUGUGAGUUUUUUGGAGUGGAGGCACAAAUAAUGUAGAAAUAAAAGGUGACAAACUAACACUAUCACAGUUAUUAAUGUGAUCCUCAAAUUGUUUCAUACAUCAGCAUCCUUCCUUAAAGCUAAAUAGUCAUUUGAGAAUUGUCACUAAAUAUUUUCUCAAUAUGAUCUUUAUAUUCCUACAAAGAAAAAAAGGGGUAGGAAUUGGCUUUGCCUUCACUACAACACUAGAAUACUAUAACUCACAUGCUUUCUAAACAUGAACUAUGAUUUCACUCGGCAGUAUCAUAUUCUAAAGUUAAUAAGUUCUAACAAAUACAAGUUACAUACGUUUAAAAAAGCAUUUUAUAGAUUUGAUGGUACUAAUGAAAUUUACAACUAUAGAACAAAAGAUUAAUGGAAAAUAUCUUAUUAGAAUAUAAAAAAUUAUUACUGAGGAAGGAGAAAACAACAAGCAUAAUAAAUCAAAAUUGGUCUUAAAAGAAAAUGUGUAAGAGUUGAGGUUAUUAAACAGAAAAAAUUUUGAUCAGUGAAAAUGACCUAAUGCAGAUUGCUAGAUUAAGGGGUCAGGGGAAUGCUAAGUCAGUUCUUAAGAAAGAUUUCUGUCCUCAGUUUUGCUAUCAUCCUGAAGGAACACACUUUAUCUUUCUGUAGAAAACUAUAUCUGACCACAGUUAAAUUAGAAAAUUAAUGUUGAAAAAGAAAACCACCAAAGAAAAUUAGUACCUACCCUUCUACAAAGGAAGUAUGACGAGAUACGAGUCAAUAAUUAACAUAUCAAGAAGCUCUUCUUCUAGCUAAAUGAUCUUCCAGAAAAAAUUUCUGACAUUCCCAUGAAUAUCAAGAAUAGUUAUCAGAAUAUGUAUGUACCUGAUCAUACAUAUAUGUAGAAAAAAUUGCUGCUGUAGAUUAUGGCAACAGCAUUGUUUUUCUCCCCUUUCAAAUUGCCUUUCUUGACCUAAAUGCCAUUCCAUAUAUACCUGAGUUGUGCCUCAUUUAUUUAUUGGCAAUACCUAGUGAUAUGGAUUUAGCUAACAAAAGAUAUGGAGAUGUGUUAUAUUUAGGCUUAUCCUCUAAGUACCAUACUUAAAUAAAGAUGGUGAACUGUUAGUACUGUGUACUUAGGUUAACAGAAGCAACACAUAAAACAAGCCACCAGAUAAAUCUGUAAAUGCUUACUCACAUUCUCCUACUCCAGCCCCUUCAGGUAUUUUUCAUCUUCACAAGUAUUUGGGAAAGAAAAUUAAACUGACUUUUCCUUUAUAAUUCCUGUUGUUCUUCACAGUUCAUUUCUUUCCUGCUUGGAAUUGACACUUGGCUAAAUUUUAAAAAGCCGCAAGCUGCUUUUCCUUUGCUAUCAUUACGAAGCAUUGUGUUAGAAGAGCUAGUAGCACCAGCUGCCUCUUAGCUCCUCCUUUACCUUUGUUUUCCUUCUGCUACUCUUGAAUUUGGGUUGCAAAGCUGUCCCUGCCCCCUCCACUAAGACUUGAGCGUUCAGAUGAAGAUUCAGCAAUUGCCUAUUCUUCAUUUCUGUAGCCAAAGUUAUUAAUUAAACUUCCAAAUCUAAAUCUUAAGAUACCAAAUAGGAACACCUUUCGGCUUCUUAAAAAUCUUACCUUCCCUGUGCUUUUACUCUCACAGGUAUUCAGUUUUAUUCUUAAAAACAUUUUAUUCUUGGUGGCACUUUUUCGGUAAGAAACUGUUGAGCUUAUUUAGGUAAGAAACUGUUGGAGUUAAAGAAAAUGCUAGCUACUCUGCAGCUGGGUAUCUUGCUUUGGACAGCUAGGGCAUAGGGUGAGUCAGUAUUGCUUAACAAAUACAAGUGAGACUGCAAGGAUUAGUAAAUUUACUGCCAAGAGUGGUGUCAAACCAGAGCCUAGACACUUAAAAGUACUCCAUUUUUUGAGUGGAAAAUAUUGGAGGACAAGUAAAUGUGGGGAUAGGAGUAGCACAUAAGUAAAUACAACAGUUCAGUCUCCAAACUCCAUCCUGUAUUGAGUCAAUAGUUGAAAAGUGCUAUGCUCUGUUUUGUCACUUAAAAUCUGGCUUAGGAAUAUACAAGUGAUAAAAGGAUGCCAGUGAUUUUGAAUAGUUUGUUAUAGAAUACUUAGUACAGAAGGGUGAAAAUGUUAUUUGAAUUCUUCAUAAGUGCUGUAGUUGUUGGUCAUUGCCUUAAAACAGUCUGCUUGAAUUUAGGAGCACUGAAGCAGUCCAGUUCUUUAAAGGGCAUUGAGUUAAAGGGAGAUGAACCCUAGUUCAAGAAGCCUUAGAAAGGGCUCUUUAUAAUAGUACAAUACAGGCAGGUGAAAUUUCUUUUAAGCUAGAUAUUACUCAGUGAGUUUUAAAAUGUUACCACUACUUUGAGGCAAAUUUUUUAAAAGUGGAAUGCAAAUAGCAUUUUACUUUUUUCUUUGUAUUUCUUUGGUGAUUGACAGUUUGUUGAUAAAUAUUUGUGUACAAGUCAUUCAAGUCUAUAACCUUUCCAAUUAAUUAUCUGUGGCCCUGUUCUUAGUCCCACAGGAGUCCUGUUGGAAGGUAUAAACACUGGAUAUUAAUAUUGCUGAGUGAGUCUAGCCAGGAGUAAGCUGAUUGGAAUUUUUAAAUGGUAGAGAAGAAACAGCACAAAGGCACUUGCCAUUUUAAUAAUGAAUGGAGAAAGAGAACCUUUUAAGUUUGUUUGGAUUGGGUGAGUAUUCUAAAAGGAGCUUGUGAAGUAAUUGCAAAGGAAAAGAGUCGACUAUUUUUAUACCAUAUUUAAUAUAUUUGUAUAUAACUAUGAGUAUAGUAGGAACCCUCCACACGCCUCCCACUUUUCUAAUUUACUUCCCCCUUUUGCCAUAGCUCUAGUAUAGCCUCAUCCGCAUGGGUAAUGUGCCUAUCGUCAGCCUACCAAAAGAUAGUGCUGCUGCUUUUUGAGACAGGUGAGAAGAACCAACUCUCAUGCCUGGGGAUCCUUUGUGGGAGGAAUAGCACACACUUUUAAAACAACAUACCACAGUCUAAAAGCAUCAUUUUGAAAUGUAAGAAGCACUUUAUUUAAUUAUUCAUUUUUGAUAAAGUUUAUUGUCUUAGGCAUUAACCAUUUCUAAAGGAUCCCAAAAUCAUCACUUAGGUGAAAUUAUAAAAUGAUACAUUUCUGAGAAAUGUGUAGAUCCAGUGAACCGUAGUAGGUUUAUGGGAGCGAUUUCAAGGUAGCCAAAUGAACUUUGACUUUUAUUUUGAAUGUGGUGAAGUCAAGAGAUUGUAGAUGCCUAGUUCCAUUUAAACACUAUUGUAAACCUAUCUUGCCUAUUGUGUGGACACCAAAAGAGACCAAUGAGCCUGUUUUCAGAGGUCUAGGAAAAUUGCAUCUGUGUGUGUAGAUAUACAGAACUAAUCUAAAAGUGAUUGGUAGUAAUAUUUUAGAAUACAAUAAUUUCAAAAAUUAUUCUAAGUGUUUUAAAUGUGCCCUGAAAUGUUGGCAUGUCAUUUCAGCGUUUCCAUUUGAAUUGCUCUUGUAAUAUUUUUGCACAAGAAGGACUGAGAAAAAGACUACUUUGGUUAAAGGAGAGGAAAAAAAGUAUAAUUUGGUCUUAAUGUCUCCUGUGUAAACACUGGAGAUAAAUUUUGUUGGUAUAAGUUAUUAAUUCAGGAUAUUUAAAAGUGUUGAACAGCUUACAAGAAAUUAAGCAAACUUGGAUUUUAAAAAUUAAAGUAUUUUCUUUUCAUGUGAUUGUUUUGCAUAUUUUUUUCCCUAUGUCAUAACACUACAUUCCUUGUUUUUCUUAAAUAAAUACUUUGCGAGUUUUGUUUUGAGUACUUAACAAUAUUUUGUAAGCUGCCCUGGGUUUUCCCAGGGAAACAUUCUUUAGAGAAAUAGGAUAUAGUUUAUGAAGAGACUAUUAAGUGAAAUUCCAUCACCACCACCAGCAAACACUGAGGUGCUGCAUUAAGUGACAAUCAAAACAGUAAGUUUUUAUGAAAGUUAGAAAGUGGUCGAAAGGAACAAUUGCUUUGAAAGCAGUUCUCUGGGUUUCUCGAAUAAAAAUGGCUAAAUAUAUUUAUUUAUAAGUAUCUUUGCAUUCUUUUUCAUCAGAGUGAUUUCAGUGUCAUGUAUUUUAUUUGUGGUUUGUUUUCUGUUUUGCAUCGUAAUCUUUUACUUUGAGAACUGGCUCUUGUUUGGGGUGCAAUUGCUAGCCCUCAUGAUGACUAUUCAUGGACAAUUGAAUCUGUUUUACUUCAGGACGGCAGUGGAGGGCCCAAACCAGAUGCCCCUGCACUUCCCUCCUGGUCUCAACUCAUAUAAGAAAAAAUUUUAAAAAGGUAACUCCCUUCAAAUCUGCUUCAUAUAGCUCCAAACUUUUCAGGUUUCACUUGCUGCCUUUUCUAUUUUAUGGGCACUUUUUGUAUGGUUACUUCCCCAACACAGCCAAAGGCCAGCAGAACCAAUGGCACAUGCUGCCUCUAUUUUGCCCAUUUUGAGAAAUAUUGGUAAAACAAACAGCAUCUUCUAAAGACUGUCAUCAUCAUAUCCAUAGUAAAGUCCUUAAAUAUAGGUGGAACAAUGUACAUACACUGAAAACUUCUACAAAAAAAGUUUGCUCUUUAUAUACUAUAGUGUUUUGUCCUUUAAUAAAACAAAACUUCCAUAUACAGCACUGCCCAGUAAUGCAGUGUUUGAACAUUUGAAGCCCAGACAUUUGAGGAUCCUUCUUGCUCACGUGCAUAAUCCUCCUACCACAGGGUAGGUACAGCACACACAGGGAUCCUUAGAGAAUGGUAACUAAAGCAUGUCAACCAGAAGUUGGAUUUAAUGAUGUAAAAGAUGUUCCUUAACUCUGAGGAUUAAAUUGAAGAUAUAUUUUCAAAUAUAUGCUUUGAAAUUUCUGAAGAAACAAACUGUGACAUCGCUUUAAAAAACAACAUUCAGGUGUUUUAUAAUGUAUGUUUUUGAGUUGGCCUGUACUGGUGCAAGUACACUGCUGGCAAUGGUUGUGCUAGUACUAACUAAGAAGUUAAAAUGUAGGAAAAGCUAUGUUAUCUUCAGGUUGAUGUAUAACUAGACAAUCAUCUUCAAGCAAAAAAGUUGGCCAGGAAAUGUCCUUUUUUCCUUUUUUUAAAUAGCUGUGUCAGCCAGAACAGCUGUAAUUUAGACCAUUCUGGAAUUAUUUUGCAAUCUAUUUUACAUGGUAUAAGUUGGGGAAGGGCCUCAGUCAGUAUGGCACUUUCAUAUUCGCUCUAUGUAAAGAUUGAAGCCCAAAGAAAAGUUAAAUUCAGUGCUGUAUUGAAACCAGUUAGUGCAAAAAAAAGUUUUCUUUGUAAACAUCAGUUGGUAGUUGUGAAAACACGAACCAAAUUCUUUCUAAUGUUCUGUGUGGUUCUUAAUGUGCUAUUGACAUUGCUAUCCUUACUGCUUGGUUCUUGGUUUUAAAUCAAAAAGUAGAUGUAGCCCUUCCUUCUUACUUCCAAAAGGGUGGAGCUAUACAUGGCUAACUGAUCUUAAGAAUUUUUUUUUUCCUUAAGCAAACAUUUAAUUGAAAUCAAAAUUGAUUUAUAAAAAAGAGACACAUUUUUCCAGGUAUUGUCUUAUGCCAAAAUCCUAAAUUGCAUAGAAGCAUGAGGGAUAAUGAAUGGUUCAACGGUGCUAUAUUAAGUUCACUGAUUUCCAUGACCAUGUUUGGAAAUACAAUAUUGUAUAAAAUGUGGAUCAUUUUGUUACCAAUUUAAUAUUGUCAUUUUAAUUUGAUGUUAUAAUUGGUUACACUUGUUCUUCAAAGCUCUUCUUUGAGAAGAAAGUCAAAAUGUGUUAUUAGCCUACCUCCAUUCAGGCUUGCUGUAUGAUCAUUUUUCCAGGUUAUGAUGUGCAUAGCUUUUAAAAACUACAUGUACUAUUACAAUGCUUUUUCCCAGACUCUUGUAAUGUAUUCAGAACCUAAAAUUAUAGCAGAAGAGCCAAGCAGUA